GAUGCGCUGGCCCCUGCUCUGGCUGCCGCUCCUGGCCGCGCCGCCCAGGGCCGCGGCGCGCGGGGAGGAGGCGGCGGCGCAGCUCCCAGAUGAAGGACUGUCAGUUGCAAGGUGUAAAACUUUGAAGGAAAUGGAUUUAAUUAAAACGUCUGAAGUAAAAUGCUACUGCUACCAUCAAAAUUUACAGCUGGAGUGGAAGUACAUUUGGUCAACUCUGCAAGUGGACAUUACCAGCUCGGGUCUGUUCAGUAUUACAGACAUCACAAAAAACCAUAAUUGCCAGUUUCCAGAGACCCUUCUAUCUUUCAUCAGAUGUGUGAUUCAGACAUUUUGGAUGCCAAAGGAAUCUAAGGAAAUAACCAUGGUGAUCAAUCCAUACGGGGAGACCGUGUGCUUCUCUGUGAAGCCUGUCUGGAAGGAAUUUGUCUAUACACUUAGUGUGACUCGGAACAUUGUGGAUUUCAGACUCUUCCUUGUGUUUGUGGUGGGUGUUUUCAUCUUCUUUUAUGCAAAGACUUUGAGUCAAAGCCCUGUUUUCUAUUAUGCUUCGGGGACUCUACUAGGUAUUCUAAUGACGCUAGUCUUUGUCCUGCUGCUGGUGAAGAGGUUCAUUUCUAAGUAUAGCACCUUUGGGGCUCUAAUGAUUGGUUGUUGGUUUGCUUCAGUUUAUAUUGUGUGCCAAUUGAUGGAAGACCUGAAGUGGCUGUCUUAUGAAUACAGAAUAUAUUUAUUAGGCUAUGUCUUGAUUGCUGGAUUUCUCAGCUUCGCAGUUUGUUACAAACGUGGGCCACUAGUGGAUGCGAAGAACAUAAACCUUCUGACCUGGACGCUACGGCUCCUCUCCUUGCUUCUGGUCUACUGGGGAGUUUCUGCACCCCGGUUUGCCCUGGCAGCUGUGGGCUUCUUGCUCUUGGCCAGGGGUCUGCGCUACCCAUGGAAGGCUGUCAGUCACCUGAAGAGGAAAAUGAAGACGUGGAUGGUGUCCCGGAAGCCACAGGUGAAGUUGCUGACGGAGGAUGAGUACCGGGAGCAGGCAGACGCCGAGACCGCCCGCGCUCUGGAGGAGCUGCGCAGGGCCUGCCGGGGGCCCGACUUCCCAUCCUGGCUGGCCGUCUCCAGGCUCCAGGCGCCUAAAAAGUUUGCAGACUUUGUUCUCGGAGGAAACCACGUGUCUCCUGAAGAAAUGAGUCUGCACGAAGAGCAAUAUGGCCUUGGGGGCGCCUUCCUGGAGGAGCAGCUCUUUAACCUGCAGACUGCCUGACACCACCCGAAUGGGACUUCGUGCUGGAUCAGGCAGGGCCUGCGGGAACCACUUGCCUUGAGCACUCAGCGUCAAGGGACUUGUGCUGACCUAAAUUUAAGGGGCCAGUGAGCCUGAAUGGGUCCCUUGUCACCAGCAGGGUGUCUGUCUCAGUCCUCAGAACCUGUGCCAAGAGCGUAGGCAUCGCUGGGCCUCCACACUCCCGUCCAAGUGCCCAGAGCUAUGGACUAGGCACUGAGCAGUGUCUCCAGAAGCCGGGCCCACAGGACACCCGUAAGAGUGAAGCCAGUACAGAUUUCUCAGCGCCGCUAGUGAUGCAGGCGCACACUGUGAAUCUCCCAGAGGAGAAAUUGUUACCAGCGGUCCGUGACUUAGUUUGAUCACAGAGCAACAACACCUCUCCCUGGUUUUUUUUUAGGCUUGGGGAUUUGAUUGUAUUUUAUUUUAACCUAUGUAUGGUUUAUUUUUCCUCUUUUUUGUUGUUGUUUGUCAUUUUUGAGCUACACACACAGAGAUGCUCUGGGGUUACUCCUGGCUCUGCACUCAGGAAUUACUCCUGGUGGGGCUCAGGGGACCAUAUGGGAUGCCGGGGAUUGAACCUGGGCUGGCCGCAUGCAUGGCCUCCACCUUACCUGCUGUACUGUCUCUCUGGCCCCUGUUUUUUCUUUGUAAUUGAAUUUUAUUUUUAAAAAUUGUGAAGGCACCUUGAUUUACAAAGUUAUUCCUAAUUGAGUUUCAGGCAUAGAAUGUUCUAGCACCAAUCCUAUCACCAGUGGCCCUCCACCAGUGUCUCCAGUUCCCUUCUUCUGAGAUGAAUAUGCCUUGAGAUACAUGUUUGAAAAAAAAAACGUUAAUAAUAGAGAAAUCUGGGUGUAAGGACAUUAAAUAACUUUAUCUUUAUUUGGGGGCCAUACCCAGCAAUGCUCAGGGAUCACUCCUAGUGGACUUAGGGGCUGAACCUUGGUCAGCUGUGUGCAGGGCAAGAACCCUACCCACUGAACUAUCUCUCUGGCCCCUACAUACCUUGAAGAACACACAGCUUAGCAGAGGCAGCCCUCUGUCUGGCUAGAACUGCAGUCCUGCUCUCUCCAACACUCAGGUGGAGAAAGAGCCCGUUAGAAGUGAGCCUAGCAACCUCUCCCCACCUCCCUGAGUCUCAAAAAGCAACCUAUCAACUAGUUCUUUAUUAUAAAGAGAGAAACAUUUUCUAAGAUUCUGUGUUUGUUUUGAUGAGGCUUAUGUUAAAAUUAGAGUUAGGAUUACUUUUUACAUUUUUCAGUAUGUUGAAAUGGAAAGUAUCCUCUGUGUGUAUGUGUGUGCGCGUGCGUGCGUGCGUGCGUGUGUGUGUGGGGGGGGGUGGGGGGAGGCCCUACCUGGCAGUUCUCAGGGCUUACUCCUGCUUCUGUGCUCAGGGAUCAUUCCUGGUGAGGCUCUGGGGACAUAUAUGGUGCUAGGGAUUGCCUUACCUCUCCAGUUCCACUCUCGGACUUUUUGAGAUGACUGGCCUAUUAAAAUUUUUUUUUUUUAAUUUUUACAAAACAGAUUUGUGGGGCCUGAGAGAUAGCACAGGGGUUAAGACACUCACUGUACAUGAGACCAACCCAGGUUCAAUCCCCAGCACCACAUAGGGUUCCCCGAACCUCACCAGGAGUGAUCAGGGGAGCACUACUGAGGCCUUAAAACUCAAACAAAUGAAAAAACAGUACCAACAACCACAUCAGGGGUUUCUUCAGACUCUAUGUUUGGGGGUCACUUGCAACAGUAUUCAGGGGACCAUGUGUUGCCAGAAUUGAACCCAGGCCUCCUGCAAGCAAAGGGUAUAUUCCAGCUAUUUCUUCUGGAGAAUAGAUCUCUGUCUCUGUCUCUCCCUCCCGCCCUCCCUAGACCCCCUAUCAUUCCUAUUAAACUAUUAAACUCUGGCGAAAUGAAGGGCUAUCUGUAAGCUUUUACCUUGAGUAAAGGAAACAAAAAAUACAGGUCUAUGAAAAGAUUUGAGAAUGGCAGAACCAUCAAAGGGUUUAAGUGUUGCUCAAUUGUUUCUCUUUAAAAAUCAAGCCCAACCAUUUUUGCUGCCACAGGAUCACAUAGGGUAAAGGCAUGAAGGACGAGAAAUUGCACUGCUUUUUGAGCCAGCUUUAGAGGUUUCCUAGGUGUUGAAUAAGAGUUUGACUACCAUUUGGAACUUCUAAAAUUGAUUUUCAAGUGAUUUCCCCACAUUGGAACAGUGUGCUACUGUUUUAGAGGUCUCUUUUACCAGACACCUUUUUUUUUAACAUUGCAUAUCCUAUUUUUAUAACUUUUACUAAUUUUAUAAAAUUCACACAAGCUGUGCUUUUACAUAAUAUCUCGAUUUCAGAAAUCAAAGUAUCUUCCAUUCAGGCAUCCACUAUGAUGACGAUCUGAUAAAUAUAAAUAGUUCUAACAUUUUGUUAGUUUCCUCUGAUUUAUAAUGAGUGUUACUUAUUUUUUAUUAAUUGGUGGCAUUUUGUGUAUAUAUUACAUAUCGAUGCUCAUGCUCGUCCUGUUCACCUCCCAGGAGACAGCUUGUGAAUCACGAGAGGUGUGUGUGAGUAACAUGUGAACUCUGCCGGCUUUCCCUCGAGUCCUCUGGCCAGCACAGCCCCUGGGUUCUGGCCUAUGCACAGCGGGUAUAAUUGUGACAAAAGAAGUCACUAAAGAGAAAAUAACUAGUCUCCUGUGAUGUUGUUCUUCAUGUUUCUUUCUAGAACAACUAUGCAUUGAAUGGUUUCUGUUAUGUGAAUACUGUGACACAUUAAACAAUUAAAAGAAUUGCUUUUGUGGA
Molecule: messenger RNA, 4064 nt
Organism: Sorex araneus (European shrew)
Lineage: Eukaryota; Metazoa; Chordata; Mammalia; Eulipotyphla; Soricidae
Gene: NEMP2
Product: nuclear envelope integral membrane protein 2
Exons: 9
Coding region: 2-1261 (419 amino acids)
Cellular component (GO): nuclear envelope
Source: RefSeq, a predicted model, not a curated record